Messenger RNA from Penicillium cosmopolitanum, 234 nucleotides. RefSeq lists its product as uncharacterized. The coding region runs from base 1 to 234 and encodes 77 amino acids. NCBI's taxonomy places the organism in Eukaryota, Fungi, Ascomycota, Eurotiomycetes, Eurotiales, Aspergillaceae. The transcript has a single exon. The record is from RefSeq and is a predicted model, not a curated record.
AUGGGGAAUAUUUUCGUCCUUGAGUCUGCUCUCUUGGCGCGAGCCGUUGCAGUUGUCCAGGAGUGCACGGAUGACAACAACCCCAGGUCACUGACUUGGAGUCGAUUUAUGAUCCGUCCGUCACAGUCGAUAUACGCGCCGGCCUACGCUACUACUACCAAUGUACCCUAUUAUAUUGCCUUCUCAACUCGCAAGGGCGUAAUUGCUCUGGGUUUACUCUAUCUCGCUGUGUAG